Molecule: messenger RNA, 5778 nt
Organism: Dermacentor silvarum
Lineage: Eukaryota; Metazoa; Arthropoda; Arachnida; Ixodida; Ixodidae
Product: organic cation transporter protein-like
Biological process (GO): transmembrane transport
Cellular component (GO): membrane
Molecular function (GO): transmembrane transporter activity
Source: RefSeq, a predicted model, not a curated record
AAGAAAAAAUAUGCUCCCUCCCCGACCCAUCCAUCUAAUCGGUGCAUGUAUCUAUCUGCCGCGCCGCCCUGAUCCAGUUCACGUCGGUGUCACCGUGUCGAGUGCCUGACGGGGGACUCUACGCGUGUGCUCCGCGACCGGGAGUGGGCAAGGGUGCCAGGUUAUUGAACGCUGGCGGACAUCUUCCAUCUUCAAUAAAGCAGCGUUGCCCGCCGCGCGCGCUGGCGCUUCUUCGCCGCGGCCAUAAUCAGGAAACCUCAAUCGCGCGUGUCAGUCAGUCGCCGAAGCUGUUCGACGGCCCCUCCUGGAGAUAGUCAGGAGUGGUCGUUACUGGAGCCGUUGCAUCUACACGCGCGGCUGCGUGUCCCCUUCGUGGUGUGGCUCUGCGCCCAAUAUCUCUUUUGCUCUGGCUGCCUGUGGCUUGAAGCUUCGUGCCCGUGACCUUUCAGGAGUGCGCCUUUGAAAGGUAGCACCACUUCUCUAUAGGAAAAGAAGGAAGCAGACACUUUCAGGUGGCGACCGCACCCGAAACCGCUGAGUCAUGGAGUUUGAAGAUGUCCUCGAAAAACUCGGUGGCUACGGAAAGUUCCAGAAAAUGCUGGUGUGGGGAUACCUGGCCCCCGCUUCCAUCCUCAUGCCGGGAUACUUCAUGAGCCAGAUCUUCAUGCUGUCCACGCCCAAGCACACCUGCCAGCUACCGGACUUUGUGCGCGCCUCAUACAACCUGACGGCCUCCGAAGCGCUAGUCCUGGGGGCUGCCCUUGUCAGCGAAGACAACUGCAGGGUGUUUCCGCCCACGGCCCUCAACUCGAGUUUAGUGAACCAAAUCUUGAACGGUCCUAACGCCGCAAACGGAUCGUCGUGGCUUGCGACCAGCGACAUCGAAUGGGAACCGUGUGAGAGGUUUGAAUAUGACAGAACUUUCUAUGACAACACCGCUUCGACUCAGUGGGACUUAAUCUGCGAACGCAAUCACCUUCCAAGUCUAGUGUUCACAAUUACAAGCAUAGGAAGCGCGCUAGGAACGAUUUUCUUCGGCACACUAUCAGAUAAGAUCGGCCGUCGGUUCACCUUCUUCAUCACCGUGGUGGUGGCCACCGUGUUCGGCAUAUCGUCCAUCCUCGUGACCAACUUCAUCGCUUUCAUCGUCCUGAGGUUCAUCAACGCCACCAUCAUGCCGCAGAUAUUCCAGAUCCCGUACGUGAUACUGCUGGAGCUGGUGGGUACCAAGCAGCGCACGGCCAUGCUUGCCGUGGGCUGGAUGUCGUGGACCGCUGGCCUGUGCCUGCUGCCGCUGGCGGCUUUUCUGACCCGCGACUGGACCGUACUCGGUCUCAUGUGCUCUGCAGCAGCGGCGCUCAACGCUGUCUACUGGAAGCUGCUGCCGGAGUCUCCGCGGUGGCUUUUAUCGCGGGACCGCUUCAGCGAAGCCACCCGCGUGCUGACACGCGUCGCGAAGACAAACGGCGUUUGCCCGCCCAAAAGCCUGGCCAACGACUUGGAGCGGGUCCAGAGGAAACUCGCAGAGGAAGAAAAAGUGGCCAAGUCGUCUACUGCUGACCUCAUGCGGAUGCCGAAAGUCCGUAGUAACUUUCUCAUCAUCACUCUCAGCUGGGUCGCCAACGCGGGGGCAUACUACGGCAUGAGCAUCAACGUGACCAACAUGAGCGGCAACGAGUUCGUAAACUUCUUCCUUCUGGCCCUCGUCGAGUUCCCAGCCUGCGUGAUCGCCUGGUGGGCCAUGGAGAAACUGGGGCGUCGCUGGAUGAACGUCUUUUUCCAGUUCAUGGUCAGCGCAUCGUGCAUCGCCUUCUGCCUCGUGCCCAAAGAGGCGCUAGUCACCGGCAUCGUCCUCGUGAUGUUGGCCAAGUUCUCUUGCACUGCGUCCGCCAUGGUCAUGUACCAGCAGGCGUCCGAAGUGAUGCCCACUCCUGUGCGCUCGUUUGCCCUCGGCGCAUCCUCGUCGGUCGCUUCGACGAUCACCAUCUGUAUGCCCUACAUCAUCUACCUUGGAAAGUACGGAGCCUGGAUCCCGUUUGCAGUAAUAGCCAUGCUCGCAACACUGGGAGGAGCAUUUUCUGUGUGGCUACCUGAAACCCGAGGUUAUCCUCUGUACCAGAACAUGGAGGACGCGCAGAAGUUUGCAGAAAAACAAAAGUUCUUCUCUUUCAAUAGGAGGCGCAAUGACCAACACCCUACUACUCUAGAUAACCAAACAAAUGAGAAGGAGAUGAACUUGAUCUCGAACGGCUGUGCUCUUUGAAAAGGUGUUAAGAAUUGCGCCCACAAUGUGAGCGCCGAUAAGUUUUUUUUUUUUUUUUCCCAAGUUACCUAAGCCUUGGACUGGAGCCGUCAACAUCUUCUCCCUGCGCCGAUCUAUCCUCGAGUGGCCAGCAGCUGCUGAAUAGUGAUGUGUGGCUCCUUUACAGUUUACCAGGCAUCCGUCCGGUUAUCCGGAUAAUGUGCAAACCGUCGGGCGCCAAGAUAACAAGAAAACGCAAUUUCGUUACAACAUUUGCCACUUAAUCUUACACUGGCGUGGUUAGUCCUUGGGAAGCGAGUUGUUGGACUGCAGCAUGUACGUAUGUCGGCAUGUCACGUAGCCGUGCUACUCCGGUACAUGACGUGGCUAGCACGCCGCUAUUUUUUAGGUAAUCACACGUACGAUGUCCUCUGUAUACUACAACAUUGUGCCAACUUGGGUCAAUUGGUACAUACUUAAGUUCUCUAUACUAGUAAUUUUUGUUCUAGUUCAUGUUUGAUAGCGGUCCAGUGGUUUACAAGGCAAGAAUUGAAACGAACACAAGUAACUAAAAUAGUAUUCGAGUGAGCUAGUCAAUUCGCACCUGAAGGAAUUGUAAUAAUAGUUGGACGUGUGAACAGAAGGUAAAACGACGGCCCGGCUAAGGUGGUGCUGAUUAUCCACUAGAGUUGAUAGUCAAAGGCCCUUUGACCUGGUUCUACUUUUUGUUCCUCAACCGCAGGCUCAACCGCAAAAAUUUACACUAACUAACGACCACGAAUUACCAUUCAAACAUAUCGAAGUCAUGCGACUGCACAGUCAGAAAGUUGAGCGCAACCCCGAUAAUAUCAGUGUGUCCAGGAUUUUAAGGGGUCACUAAAAUAAAAUACAGCUUAGACUGAUAAAGUAUUCUUACAAAAGUAUAUUCUCGUCAAUCUUGCGCAAAAAGGUUCGUUAGUAGAGGAGGAAAUGAAGACCAAACUUCUCCUUGUUGAAUUUCGCUCCGAAACCCCAACGCUCGUACGUCAGCGUAACGUCACAGAUUUCGAAGUGAUUUCAUGUACUUGGGAUUGUUGCGGGGUGGUGAAAGCUCUCGAAACUUCUCAAGUUGAGUCUUUCGCUCCUUUAGGAUAGUAUAUUGUCCACCUUUGUUGACAGAGAAAUAACUAGGCCCGGAGCACGCAGACGCCGUUAAAAUUCAUGACGUCACGUCGAGAUGGUGCGGAAACUUCAAGACAGUGGCACCACCAGUUCUUGGUCCUUGCGUCUUUUCUGGAUUAUCUAGCCUGCUCUCAACGGCAGGCGUAGCUUUCUUUUGGUAGUGUUGAGCUGUAAAUACAGCUCAACCUACAUUUUAUCUCUUUAGUGUCCCUUAAACACCACGGUGCCACCAGUGCUCCAGAACAGCACCAUACAAGUGCUGCUCUGCCAAAGAAGUGGGUGUGGAUGUUUGUCUAUUGCAAUUAUCAUCACACGUGGCCGUGGCUUCUCGCUCUUCCGGCUUAUUAUUUCCCCGAGCUUUCUGUACGAUCGCGUGUGACCUGUGAUUAAAAAAAAGGUUGUCUUUCUCACUGCUGUUCUCCACUGAAUGUAACUAGAAAAAUAAAAUAAAAUAACUCGAUUCCGUCGUUAUUAAAAGUACACUAAAAUAACAACUUAGACUGAUAAAUUAGUGUUUCGAGACAAUAUUUUCAUUAUUUUACAGUAAUGGGUUGUUUAUCGGGAGAGGAAAUAAAUGUCAAGGUUCCAUUUGCUGAAUUUUGUGCCGAAACCCCAAUGCUGGCAAGUCAGUGUGACGUCAUGGAUUUGAAAGUAUUCUUCAGUGUUUACACAAAGUGCGCCAAAAGGCGGGACACAGAAAGGGAACAGGACGAGCGAAGGCCUACAACUGAUUUAUUCAAAAAAAAAUAUCGUCGGCCCUUCCACUCCGGGAAGAUGGAUGAUAAGUGAAGCUUAUCACAACAAAUGGAGGGUAUACGUACCCGUUCACAAUGCUGAAAGCAGGCAGUUUUCCGUUGAUUAAAGAUUCCUUACACGUACCGCGAACUCUAAAUUCACCAAGGUCUUCUCGACUAGUAGCGUAAUGUUCAUUCAACACUUCCAAGGCAUUGUAUCGCUGUUCGUCGGAUCGAAUCACACCGAUAAGGGACAAGUUGUCGAACCACGAGCGCUUGCGUUCGAUGCCUCGAGUUUGCUCGGCCGCGUGGUUAGCAGCUUUCGCCCGCCAUUGCCUCUUGCGAUUCUUCAAGAUGUAAUUGCUUCAAGAUUAAAUCUGUCCGUCACGUAAGACAAUGAAUGGCUCAUACCCCUUAAGCAAUGGCUCAUACCCCUUAAGCAAUGGCUCAUACCCCUUAAGCAAUGGCUCAUACCCCCGUAAACGUGGCCUCCCCAUUACGAUGACAGAAGAGAAGUGAAAUUCUGCGCCGGAAUGAUGAGUGGCAACGGACCCAUGUGUGGAAGAAGACAACGGCGACGAACGUGGGAGCAAUGGCACGAGCGCGUUCGCGCGGUUGCACUCAGGCGCGUCAACAUGCCAGCUGCGGAAGAAGACGACGACGCUCGAGUCAUUGCUGAUGAUGACAGUUUCUGCGAACCGACAUAGACGUUCAGGCUAGCCAUAAACAAACUUCGCUUGCAAAAAAAAAACGAAAAAAUCACUUAUAUCCACGUUCGUCUGUUAGAUUUCUUACCUUGUACCCCACCUUGGGCCGAAGUAAACGUUCUUGCAACUUUCUAAAUUCAGUCUCUGGCUCUUUCAAAAUACAAUGCAGUACAAAUAAAAUAUUAACCGGGCUGAGCAAACUCUGUCAAAAUUUUAUGACGUCACGGAGAUCUGGUGCGAGGACUUCGAAGCAGCGUCGGCCAGCUGUGUAAUUUUUUUUUAACGUUUGUUAAUUUAAAAAAUAUAUUGUAGGGUUUUAGUUGCCAGAACCGCAAUAUGAUUAUGAGGCAUGCCUCAGCGUCGGACUGCGGGUUACUUUUGACAACCUGAGACUUGACGUGUUUCUGAUCACCCAGAGUGUUGUUGGUGUUCUUCGUUUCCUUGAUGGUGAAUGGCGUCUUUUUCCAGUUGUUUGAUUUGUUGUCAGUUAUGUUCUGCUGUUUUCGCUACAUGUUGUUUCUCUUACCUCCCUCACGCAAUACUCAAGUUGGUGCCUGUUAGGUAUGUGUAUUAAUUAAUUAAUUAAUUAAUGUUGGAAAUGGCAUGUCAGGAUUCACUUAAGUGACGCCACAGUGAACAUAUUAUUUUGUGUGGGAGCUAUGCUACUGCGAUAUGACUGAUGCCGGUCGCGGCAGCCGCCCGCAUUUCAGUGGGAAUAAAUGCAAAAAAAAAAAAUGUGCUCGUGUACCGUGCAUUGGGUGCACGCUAAAGAACCCCAGGUGGUCAGAAUAAUCCAGAGUUCCCCCACUACGACCUGCCUCAUAAUAAGACCGUGAUUUCAACAUGAAAACUCCCCAAACCCUUUUUUUUUUCUUUUGAGAAAUAAAAUGUUUUCAAACAGCUUAUUGAAACAGUCUGUCCAUCGCCUGUAGGU